UCUGUCGGAAUUUGCAAAAUAGAUGCGUUUAUUUAUUUAAAAGUUCGUGUAGUCUUAGAACGAGUCAAUAACAAUUAAACAAAUAGCAUGUCGAGCUUUGUGUUGGAUAAAGAGGCUUUCGUACGGCGAAUAAAGCGUCUGUACACAGAGUGGAAGACGCCCAACAUUGACCACGAUGAUGCACUGAGUAAUCUGGACUGUAUUAUGAGCGUUGUUGGUGUGGAUGAAGAUGUUAUCUAUUCAAAGUCUAUGGCGCUGCAGCUCUGGCUACUUGGAUAUGAACUGACGGACACAAUAUCCGUGUUUGCCUCGGAUGUGAUCUAUUUUUUGACUAGCAAGAAAAAAAUAGAGUUUCUUAAGCAAGUCCAGUCCAUUACUGAGGAGGGUGUGCCAGAGAUAAAGCUACUUGUGCGAGAUCGUAAUGAUAAGGAUCAGGCCAAUUUUGGAAAGCUCAUAAAAACCAUACAGGACUCGCACAAAGGCAAACGUCUUGGUGUUUUUAUCAAAGAUGCAUUCGCGGGCGAAUUCUGCGAGUCUUGGAAAAAGAUGCUCACGGCUGCCAACUUUGAGCAUGUGGACAUAAGCGUGACAAUUGCAUAUUUGAUGUGCCCUAAGGAUGAAACCGAAAUAAACAAUAUACGUAAAGCGUCAUUGGCUUCAAUGGAAGUGUUUAACAAAUAUCUAAAGGAUGAAAUAAUGGACAUUAUUGAUUCUGAUAGGAAAGUAAAGCACACAAAACUCUCAGAUGGCUGCGAGGCGGCCAUUGGCGAAAAAAAGUAUACUAGCGGCUUGGAUCCUAGAUUACUUGAUAUGGCGUAUCCACCCAUCAUACAAUCAGGUGGCGCCUACAGCUUGAAGUUUUCAGCUGCUGCAGAUAAGAACAAUUUGCACUUUGGUGUGAUCGUCUGCUCACUAGGUGCUCGCUAUAAAUCCUAUUGCUCCAAUAUUUCGCGCACGUUUUUAGUGAAUCCCACAGAGACCAUGCAGGAGAACUACACGUUUCUGGUAAAUGUUCAAGAAGAAAUACUCAAACUGCUUGUGCCAGGAGCCAAGCUGUGUGAAGUUUAUGAGAAAUCUCUGGCCUAUGUGAAGAAAGAAAAACCCAACAUGGUGGAUAAUUUGACCAAGAGCUUUGGCUUUGCCAUGGGUCUGGAGUUUCGAGAAAACUCCGUUGUUAUUGGACCCAAGUGCAAGGCGCUUAUUGAAAAGAACAUGGUUUUUAAUUUGCAUGUGGGCAUCUCCAAUUUAAUCAAUUCCGAUGCAGCCGAUAAGGAAGGCAAAACCUAUGCGCUGUUUGUAGGUGACACUGUGCUAGUGGGUGAACAAUCGCCGGCUAGUAUAAUGACGCCAUCUAAGAAGAAAAUCAAGAAUGUUGGCAUCUUCAUCAAGGACGAUGAUGACGAGGAGGAGGAUGUCGAUGAUAAGAAGGCAUCCAAAGGAGAUCAGGGCACUGAAAUUUUAGGACGCAGCAAACGCAAUGCUGUGCUGGACUCCAAGCUCCGGAACGAGAUUAACACUGAGGAGAAGCGCAAAGAGCAUCAACGGGAGCUGGCUAAGCAGUUAAAUGAGCGCGCACGCGAACGUCUUGCCAAGCAGGGUAAUUCUAAGGAAGUGGAGAAGGUGCGCAAAAAUACAGUCUCCUACAAGUCCAUGAGUCAAAUACCACGCGAACCCGAAGUCAAGGAGCUUAAGCUUUAUGUUGACAAGAAAUAUGAAACGGUCAUAAUGCCCGUGUUUGGCAUACAGGUGCCUUUCCAUAUAUCCACCAUUAAGAACAUUUCACAAUCUGUGGAGGGCGAAUACACAUAUUUGCGCAUAAACUUUUUUCAUCCAGGCGCCACCAUGGGCCGCAACGAGGGCGGUCUCUAUCCACAACCGGAGGCCACAUUUGUCAAGGAAGUCACUUAUCGCAGCUCGAAUUUAAAGGAACAUGGUGAGAUAUCCGCACCUUCAGCCAAUCUGAAUAAUGCCUUUAGGCUGAUUAAGGAGGUGCAGAAACGCUUUAAAACACGUGAGGCCGAGGAGCGUGAAAAGGAAGAUUUAGUUAAGCAAGAUACGCUCAUCCUGUCGCAAAACAAGGGCAAUCCCAAGCUCAAGGAUCUGUAUAUAAGGCCAAAUAUUGUGACCAAGCGCAUGACUGGCAGCCUGGAGGCGCAUACCAAUGGAUUCCGCUAUAUAUCUGUGCGCGGCGACAAGGUGGAUAUCCUUUACAACAACAUCAAGAGCGCAUUUUUCCAACCUUGCGAUGGUGAAAUGAUUAUUUUGCUGCACUUUCAUCUCAAAUACGCAAUUAUGUUCGGCAAGAAAAAGCAUGUAGACGUGCAAUUCUACACUGAGGUCGGCGAGAUAACAACAGAUCUGGGCAAGCAUCAGCAUAUGCACGAUCGCGAUGACUUGGCCGCCGAGCAGGCAGAGCGUGAGUUGCGUCAUAAGCUUAAAACUGCAUUUAAGAGCUUUUGCGAGAAGGUCGAAGCCAUGACUAAAGCACAGGUGGAGUUUGAUACGCCAUUCCGUGAGUUGGGCUUUCCUGGAGCGCCCUUCCGUAGCACAGUCACACUCCAGCCCACGUCAGGAUCAUUGGUCAAUCUUACCGAGUGGCCGCCAUUUGUCAUCACGUUGGAUGAUGUGGAGCUGGUGCACUUUGAGCGCGUUCAGUUCCAUUUGCGCAACUUUGAUAUGAUAUUCGUAUUUAAGGAGUAUAUCAAGAAGGUCGCCAUGGUGAAUGCCAUACCCAUGAACAUGUUGGAUCACGUUAAAGAGUGGCUAAACUCUUGCGACAUACGUUAUUCAGAGGGUGUUCAAUCACUCAACUGGCAAAAGAUUAUGAAAACCAUAACUGAUGAUCCAGAGGGAUUCUUUGAGCAAGGCGGCUGGACAUUUUUGGAUCCUGAAUCUGGCAGCGAGGCUGAAAAUGAAUCCGCCGAAUCUGAAGAGGAUGAGGCCUACAAUCCCACUGAUGCCGAGUCAGAUGAUGAGUCCGAUGAAGAUUCGGAGUACUCCGAGGCUUCUGAAGAUGAAAGCGAUGAUAGCGAAGAUCUUGGUUCGGAUGAGGAAUCUGGCAAAGACUGGUCUGACCUGGAGCGCGAGGCGGCUGAAGAAGAUCGCAACAAUGAUUAUCCUGUUGACGAUAAGCGCAAUGGCAAAUUUGAUGCAAAGAAGCACAAGGGUUCAAAGCACAGUCGUCGCGAGCGUGAGGAGCAGCGAUCGUCGCACAGUAAAAAACAUAAGUCAAACUCCUCCUCUUCUUCACAUUUAAAAUCCUCCAGCUCCAAACAUGGCAGCUCAUCUAGCCCAUCGAAGUCGUCCAAGGACAAGUAUCACAAUCGGGACAAGCAUCAUUCCUCCUCGUCGUCGGGACACAAACAUAACAGCAGCAAAGAUAAGGAUCGCAAGCGCUCGCGUGAAGACAGUCGAGACAACGGUCACAAGUCAAAGAAGUCGCGACACUAAGCACUCGAAGAAACUAAAUACCUUACGUUAGGUUGUCUAUUAACUUUUUUCACAACUGUCCAGUAGAAU
Messenger RNA from Drosophila busckii, 3519 nucleotides. RefSeq names its product FACT complex subunit spt16 (gene dre4). Gene Ontology annotation, cellular component: FACT complex. The transcript is spliced from 9 exons. Gene Ontology annotation, biological process: positive regulation of transcription elongation by RNA polymerase II; transcription elongation by RNA polymerase II. NCBI's taxonomy places the organism in Eukaryota, Metazoa, Arthropoda, Insecta, Diptera, Drosophilidae. Gene Ontology annotation, molecular function: nucleosome binding. Bases 88 to 3450 code for a protein of 1120 amino acids. The record is from RefSeq and is a predicted model, not a curated record.